AUGCCUCGUGAAAAGAACACAGGUGGCAGUAAGCCAGCAGUCUCGAUCGACUCAGUUACAGGUGGGGUUUCCGGACUCAAAAUCCAAGGAACCAAAUACAAUCCUUCUCAAGUCGGCGCUAGUACCGCAUACAGUCGGUUUGCUGGUACUAACAAUACCGGAUACAAUCCCAGACCUUAUGCAGAUAGGCCGCACACUGCGGACGAAUUCGAACAGGGAACCAUAAUCCGGACGCCUCAUCUCGUGCCGCGGCUUAACCGGAACCCUCCCUCGGGAGCCGAGUCGCGGCAUGUGCUGCAAAGUGCGGUAGGAGACAUUCUGAUCAAGGAGCGAUAUUUCAUUGUCCUUGUCAAAUUCCCCACUCACAUGCUGGCCGUACCCAUUACCUCAUGUGGGGACCGAGGGAUCGGGCAUCUACGCGAAGACAUACGGUCCCAAUACAUGGCUAUUCGGGCGCUCGAGGAUACCAAGUACGUCAACACUACCAAGUACCCUGCCCUGGUAGUCGAGUGGAAGAAGUUCGAUCUUAUGGCAACUUCCUACGUUCAAACCACAUCCCCGGUCACGGUGAGCUACAAUUUCAAGAUAGAGGAUGUGGGUUAUCUCGAGGGAAAGAGCUACGAUACGCUGGCUGCUAACUUUAGGGGCCAGCUGAACCAGGCUUUCAAGAAGCCGUAG
Messenger RNA from Aplosporella prunicola CBS 121167, 678 nucleotides. RefSeq lists its product as uncharacterized. The record is from RefSeq and is a predicted model, not a curated record. The transcript has a single exon. The coding region runs from base 1 to 678 and encodes 225 amino acids. Lineage: Eukaryota; Fungi; Ascomycota; Dothideomycetes; Botryosphaeriales; Aplosporellaceae.